Mobula hypostoma (lesser devil ray) is the source of this 9079-nucleotide messenger RNA. Its product is annotated as zinc finger protein 229-like. Gene Ontology annotation, molecular function: DNA-binding transcription factor activity, RNA polymerase II-specific; RNA polymerase II cis-regulatory region sequence-specific DNA binding. The transcript has 2 exons. Lineage: Eukaryota; Metazoa; Chordata; Chondrichthyes; Myliobatiformes; Myliobatidae. The record is from RefSeq and is a predicted model, not a curated record. Gene Ontology annotation, biological process: regulation of transcription by RNA polymerase II. Bases 443 to 1564 code for a protein of 373 amino acids.
AGUACACAAAGGCCUCGGGAAUUCGGCUCCAGGUUUAAAAAGGACAGGGAAUUUGUCUUUGGGAAUCUCGAACACGGCACGCCAAUUUUGCUGUCUCUGUCUUGAUAUUUAAGAAGUGGAGCAAGGGAUUCACUCGAUCAUCCUUCCUGCUCAGACUGUGGGGAGGGAUUCACUCGAUCAUCUGAACGACUGACAUGCCCGUCAUUUUACACAGGGGGGGAACCCAUUCAUCUGCUCAGACAGUGGGAAUGGAUUCACUCGGUCAUCUCAACUGAAGGUACAUCAGCAAGUUCACACCGGGACAAGGACAUUCACCUGUUCUGUGUGUGGGAAGGGAUUCAGUCGGUCUUCCCACCUGUGGACACACUGGUCAGUUCACACUGGGCAGAGGCUGGUCAUCUGCUGAAUUUGUGGGGAAGGAUUCACUCGGUCAUCUGACCUAAUGGCUCACCAGUCAGUUCACACCGGGGAGUGGCCGUUCUCUUGCUCGGACUGUGGGAAGAGAUUCACUUGCUCAUCUAAACUGAAGGUACAUCAGAGAGUUCACACUGGAGAGAGGCCGUUCACCUGCUCAGUCUGUGGGAAGAGAUUCACUCAGUCAUCCAACCUACAGAGUCACCAACGAGUUCACACUGGGGAGAAGUCAUUCACCUGCAAAGACUGUGGAAAGGGAUUCACUAAGUCAUCCACCCUAUUGGCACACCAGUACGUUCAUACUGGGGAGAGGCCAUUCACCUGCUCAGAAUGUGGGAAAGGAUGCACUCAGUCAUCUGAUCUGCUUGUACACCAGCGAGUUCAUACUGGGGAGAGGCCAUUCACCUGCUCAGACUGUGGGAAAAGAUUCAGUCAUUCAUCCAACCUAAUGGCGCACCAGCGAGUUCACACUGGGGAAAGGGUGUUUACCUGCUCAUUCUGUGGGAAGAGAUUCACUUGGUCAUCUAACCUAAUGGUGCACCAGCGAGUUCACACUGGAGACAGGCCGUUCACCUGCUUAGACUGUGGAAAGAGAUUCACUCGGGCAUCUCACCUACUGACACACCAGUCAGUUCACACUGGGGAGAGGCCGUUCACCUGCUCGGUCUGUGGAAAGGGAUUCACUCGGGCAUCUCACCUACUGACACAUCAGCGAGUUCACACUGGGGAGAGGCCGAUCACCUGCUCAGACUGUGGGCAGGGAUUCACUCGGGCAUCUCACCUACUGAGACACCAGUCAGUUCACACUGGGGAGAGGCCAUUCACCUGCUCAGAAUGUGGCAAGGGAUUCACUCGGUCAUCUAAUCUGCUGGCACACCAGCGAGUUCACACUGGGGAGAGGCUGUUUACCUGCUCAGUCUGUGGGAAGAGAUUCACUCGGUCAUCCAACCUAAUGGUGCACCAGCGAGUUCAUACUGGAGACAGGCCGUUCACCUGCUCAGACUGUGGGAAGGCAUUCACACAUUCAUCCAACCUACAGAGACACCAGCAUGUUCACAGUGGGGAGAGGCCAUUCACCUGCUCAGACUGUGGGAAGGGAUUCACUCGGGCAUCUCACCUACUGACACACCAGUCAGUUCACACUGGGUAGAGGCCGUUCACCUGCUCAGACUUUGGGAAGAGAUUCUCUCUGUCACCUCAACUGUAUGUGCAUCAUUCAGUUCACACUGGGGAGAGGCCGGUCAAGUGCUGUGAAUGUGGGAAGGGAUUCACUUAGUAAUCUAACCUUGUGACAUAUUACCGGGUUCACACUUGGGAGAAAGUUUCAAUAAGCUGUAUGCUGGACAUUUGUCUAUCACUGUUGCUGAAUGCAAUUUCGAGAAUGACUAUCGGUGCUGAACUCUGCAAUUAUUGCUGCUGCUCACCACACCCAGUUCUGCACCCUGGUCACUGGGCAUGGGAGGAGUUUAUUCUGCUGCAUAUUCACCUUUAAUGGGACUGGAGUUUAAUAUUCUGUGUAGUGUUCUCAGUAAUAUUAGUUGGACUGUUAACUGUUAAUUGCUAAUUACAAAAUGGCUUCUCUGAAGUGUUAUACUAAAAGGGCUUCCCGUACUGUUUACUGCUGAGUAAGGGGUUCUCUGUAACAGCAUGUUUGGGUUAUAAUUAGUGAUAAUGGGAAUUGUAUUCAUUUGCCAGCCAAUGGAAGUCAUGCUGUGCUAUCUUGCAUGUGUGUGCUGAGCUGAGGAUCGGGGGCUUUUUCAGGUGGCAAGUGGAGAGGACGGAUGUGUGGGGAGCGGACAGCGGUUCCAGGGCAGCAGAUACCAGACCCUGGGGGUUUGGAUUGUGGCUGGAGUCUUGGAAGGACAUUGUGAAUGGAAUUGGAGGCGUGAGCUCCAACGUAUUAAAAUAUUAGGUGCACAAGACUGAUAAGUUACUUAUGUGGCACCUUUUCUUUUAGUUGUUUCUACUAACCCAUCAUUACGAAUUGCUAUAAAGUAUGUUCUGGUGGGAUGAAAGACGUUACAUUCUGGGGGCUCGUCCAGGAUUUGAAUUCUGUCAGAUACAGAGUAAGUUACCGGGUUUAAAUUAGGGGAGAUGGACUCAGAUAAGAUUGAACUUUGGUGUGAGAUCGAUGAUGUCCCAGUUAAUCAUACCUGCUUACUAAGGGGGUGGACAUACGUACUCCGGACGAUGUGCUAAUACGAUGUUUGACUAUGGUCAGAGCUAUCGGUAAGGUUGAGAUUGUAAGCAGAAAUAUUGGUAAAAUGUGGGACUCAGCCUUUCUGCUGGUACAGACGGGUGCUGACGUCAAGGAAUUGGGACUGCAGCCGUGUAUCAGUGACAUAGGUGAGGCGGGUCUAUGGGGCGUGCACACUGUCAUGGAGGAAGUGUUUGAAGGGACACCAAUAGCGUUGCCCGCGGCUUGGGGUGCAGAUUUUAGAGAGCGGGUCAGUCGUUUUUGAAGGAUGAAAGAAGGGAGUGGUCAAAUUUUGAGAAUGUAAUUGAUUCUCAUUCCCCACGGAAGGAGGAAGGCUCUGAGUUGGCUUCAGCCAUUAUCUCCCUGGUGAACAGGGCGGUGGGUCCGCGUCAGAAGUUAAGAAUUUUCUCAGGGAUGACUCCCAUUCCCGAAGGGAAAGAUGAUGAUGAAACCUGGGCAGAACAUACCUCUCAGCUGCUGGGUGAGUGGCAGUGUUCUGAGGAGGAGAAGCAGCAAAGAGUGGGAGAAAGUUUGAGAAGGGUGGCAGCUGAGGUGGUAAAAGGCGUGGAAGUUAACCAGCCCUUGGCUUCCUGGAAGGAGUAUCUGGAAGCAUUCGUCGUCUGAACCCUCAGUGCCUAGGUGGCACAUGGGGCCUCCACAAGGGUCUAGAAGCAUUAGAGGAGGCUUUUGGGCUAACUGGGGGCAGGGUUGAGCUUUCAGGGGGAAUUCAGAAUUUGUGUCAGGAGAAAGGGGAAAAGCUUUCUGAGUAUCUUUUCCGGCUGGAGCGAAGGCUAAAUUGCUUGAGACGCCGGGGAUCAUUUCAGGGAAUGAGGUGGAUCGGAUAAGGAUCGACCAGGUAGCCAGGGGCAUGCAGAGACAUGAUGCGGUCGCUACGAGCCUCCGGCAGCCCCGUAGAACGCGUCCGUCACCCCUGUCUUUUGUUCGGUUGCUCAGAGAGGUAAGGGAGGAGGAGGACACAUUGGAAGUGGAAGAGGGCCUCGUUAGGACGGUGCCGUCCUCGGUAGCAGCUCCUUGUGGUGAAAUGACCGGGGCCAGAUCCACGCGGGAUAUAGCAAAAGAGGUCGCGGCAGGUGGAGUCUCUCCACGUGGGGGGACUAGUGGAAAAAGCCCCUCCCUGAAGGGACGGACAGCACUGAGGCCAGGCAGAGGCUGGGGUCUCGCGAGACGAGGCGUGUGCCAUAACUGUGGGGAAGAGGGGAACUUCAGGUGGGAAUGUGAACGGCAGGGAGCCCCUUGGAGGGAGAGCCCCCGGGUGUCCCAGCUGGAGAGGAGGGGGGUGUUGGGAAACUUAGAAGAGACUCAGUGAGAGUACGGACUGGAGUUUUCAGGAAAAAUAUGUUCCCAACAAUGUGCCACGGGGCCCUCGAGAGGAAAAGACCCUAUCCCAGAAGUAUUGGUGGGACCCCGAGAGAGGGGACAGAUGCAAAAGCCAUACUGGACACGGGGUCGCAGGUCACAUUACUGUACCAGUCAUUGUACGAUCAGUAUCUGGCGCAUUUACCCCUGACACCUUUCAGUGCACUGGAAAUUUGGGGUAUCAGUAAUGGUGAUUACCCAUACAAUAGCUAUUUGUCCGUGAAACUGGAGUUCCUGGAAGCUGAGGUGGGGGUGUCUGAAGCACAUGAGGCCCUGGUACUGGUUUACCCUGACACUGGUGAGACUGGGAGUGUGUCCAUUCUGGUGGGGAUCAACACCCCUAUUGUGCAGAGACUCUUCGGAGCCUGUAAGGAAAAGCCGAGAAAGACAUUGGAGGCCCUGUCAGUGCACCCAGUGUUCUGAGCUGCUUUUGAGGAAGCGUGGGGUCGCCCGGGGCUGGACGCGGCGUGUGAACGAGUCACUGUGUGGUGUGCCCAGUCGAAGCCCAGGGUGGUACGGCCCGGUGAAGUAGCAAGGUGAUGGGGAUCCCUAGAUUCCCGGGAGUGCCUGAGGGUGAAGCACUUUUAGUGCACACCUCGGAAGACCUUGAGGGGGCGUCGAGAUUCCCUGCUGGGGUGCCGGUGAGACCCGAGUUGCAGAAGACCUCGGUGAUACAGGCACGCAGGCCGGUGGUGAUCGCCAGGAACACUACGAAACCAGGAGGUCACCUUUAAGCAAGGAAUGCCUCUGGCACAUUUGUUCCUGGAGACGGUUAUGCAUAGCGCCACCGUGAGGCCAGUUGGGAAGAGCUGUCGGGAAAACGGCCUAAGGUGACAGCUGAAGCUUUUAACUUUGAGGCAUCCCCUGUGCCGGAGGGUUGGAAGCGGAGGCUGGUGGAGAAGAUGUUGACGAUGACAGAUAUUUUUUCCAUUAACGAAUUUAAUGUGGGUUGUUCCAGGAGCACUCGCCACACCAUAUGGGUGACUGAGGAUACUCUGUUUAGUGAAAGAUCACAGAGACUGGCCCCUGCAGAUGUGGAAGACGUGCGGCAGCAUUUGUGUAAAUUGAAGGAGGCUGGGAUCAUCACAGAGUCCCGAAGCCCUUAUGCGUCUCCUAUCGUAGUGGCCUGGAAGAAGAAUGGGAAGGUUCGUAUGUGUGUGGACUAUAGAACACUGAAGAGGUGCACGGACCCUGAUCAGUACACAGUUCCCCGGGUCGAAGACGUGCUGGCCUGUCUGAGUGGGGCGAAGUGGUUUGGCGUGUUGGAUUUGAGGAGUGGAUAUUACCAGAUCCUGAUGAGUAAGACCGAUAAGGAGAAGACGGCCUUCAUUUGCCCUCUGGGAUUUUACCAGUUCGGAAGGAUGCCCCAUGGCAUAUCGGUGGCCCUUGCCACUUUCCAUAGGGUCAUGGAGAAGACAGUGGGGGAUAUGAACCUGCUCGAAGUGCUCGUUUAUUUGGAUGACCUCAUAGUAUUUGGAUCCACCUUGGAAGAACACGAAGUGAGACUAAUGAAGGUGCUCGGCCGUCUGAAGCAGGAAGGGUUAAAACUUUCCCUGGACAAGUGUCAGUUCUGCCAGACGUCGGUUGGCUAUGUUGGGCACAUAGUCUAGCGAAUGGAGUAGUUACAGACCCGGCUAAGAUAGAAGCCGUGACCAUGUGGCCGAGGUCCCAGACCGUGAGCGCUCUGCGCUCGUUCCUGGGGUUCUGUGGGUGCUACCGGAGAUUCGUGAAAGGUUACGCCGGGGUGAGUCAUCCCUUGAACCAGUUUCUGCGUGGCUACCCUCCCCUGGGACAGAGGGGGGAGGGGAGGAAAGGACAGGAGGAUGGAGAAUAUUUGAACCCAUCAGAGCCCUCCGGACAGAGAUGGGAUGACAAAUGUGAAACGGCUUUCCAGUCACUGAAGGAGAUGCUGACUCAAGCGCCGGUAUUGGCUUUUGCGGACCCCCGAUUGCCCGACGUGCUACACACCGAUGCCUGCCAUGAGGGCUUGGAGGCCGUCUUGUAUCAGGAUCAGGGCGCUGGCCUGAGGCCUGUGGCGAUUGUCAGCUGGAGUUUGUUGCCAUCGGAGAGAAACUAUCCCCCUCCCACAAGUUGGAGUUUCUGGCGUUGAAAUGGGUGGUGGUGGAUAAGCUGAGUGACUAUCUCUACGGGGCCAAGUUUGAGGUGCGGACAGACAACAACCCGCUCACCUACAUCCUGACCUCGGCGAAACUGGAUGUCACAGGCCAUCGGUGGUUGGCAGCCUUGUCUGUAAAUGAUUUCAACCUGAAGUACCGCCCCGGGAGCCGGAAUAUCGAUACGGAUGCUCUGUCCCGACGGGGGCAUGAGGAACUGAGGAGGACGAGGAGAGGGAGAGUCUUCCUGCAUCCGGGGUGAAGGCGAUGUGCCAGUCUGCUGUCACCGUGCAGGUUGAGGAGAAGGAGAGGCCAGAACGAGAAGUGGAUUCAUUCGGGGCAUCCGAUGCUGCCUUGCCCCUAGUUUACUGUGAUCUGACUGUUCUGAAGACACGCAGCUGCCGGAGUUAAGCCCUGGGGAAGUGGCUGCCGCUCAGGGAGAUCACACAGGCAUUUGCCGUGUCUGGCACGUCGUGAAAGAGGGGGAUGUGACAGGCGGAGAAGGCUAAAUACGUUUCAGUGUGUCUGCUACUGAGAGAAUGGCGUCGGUUGAGGUUGAAGAACCAGAUGUUAUAACGGGGAACGUCACCCCCGGACCGACCGCGCUGUUGGCAGCUGGUCCUGCCUGAGAAGUAUCGGAAGGUUGUGUUGAAGUCUCUCCAUGAUGACUCCCGACAUUUGGGUGUGGAAAAGACCUAUGGAUUGCUCAAGGAUCGGUUUUAUUGGCCCCGAAUGAGGUCGGAGGUUGAAGAGUACUGCAAGUCCUUCAUUCGUUGCAUAAGACGGAAGACGCUGCCCGGGCAGGCUGCCCCUUUGUCCCACUAGCAGAGUGCGGGGCCUUUGGACCUGGUGUGUAUGGAUUUCCUGUCCAUAGAACCCGAUGCCAACACACGGCAAAUGUCUUGGUCAUCACGGACCCCUACACCAGGUAUGCCCAAGCUUUCCCUACCAAGGAUCAGAGGGCGACUACCAUGGCGAAAGUGCUAUGGGAGAAGUAUUUUGUGCAUUCUGGUCUUCCUCGGUGGAUCCAUAGUGACCAGGGACGGGACUUUGAGAGCAAACUCAUCUAUGAGUUGCUGGGCAUGCUGGGGGGUUGAGAAAUCGAGGACCACGCCCAAUCAUCCGCAGGGCGAUCCCCAGCCGGGAAGGUUCAAUCGGACGCUACUAGACAUGCUCGGGACUCUGGAGAUCAGCAAAAAGAAUUGUUGGAGUCGACAUAUUAGGCAUCUUGUUCACUGUUACAACUGCACACGCAAUGAAGCUACUGGUUACCCGCCCUAUAAUGUCGUGUUUGGGCGCGAGGCGAGGUUGCCCAUUGACCUCUGUUUCAGGACUGAUGCGGGUGAGGUGUCGCCGAAGCCUUACUUGAAGUAUGUGUCUGAUAUGAGGCAAGAACCGAAAACAGCUGGCCGGGGAGGCAGCCGCCCGACAGAAUCAGGGAAAUAAGAGGAGGUACGACCAGAAAGUAAAGUUCACUCAAUUCCUGCCUGGAGACAGAGUUCUCAUCAGGAAUCUGGCAUUACCGGGAAAACACAAACUGGCUGAUCGCUGGGCAGCCACGCCCUAUGUGGUGGAGAGUUAAAUGCCAAACCUGCUGGUUUUCCGGGUAUGGCCCGAGGAUGGAAAGGGGCCUGUCAGGAUUCUCCAUCGGAAUCACCUGUUGCCGCUGGGGCAAGAUGUGCAGGUAGAGCGGGAGCCUGAAGAGGUGGCUGCACCCCAUGCCAGGACUCUGCGUCCCCGCAGGGUGGAGGACGUGCCCACCCCUGGAGAGACGGGCCCAGGCCCAGCCCCUGUGAGGGAUACUGAUUCGGAAGAUGAUGACUGGGAUGGUUGGUCCAUUCUGACGUUCGCUGAUGCUCCCGGCACUGAGGAAGAGACUCCCGGCCUUUCCCCCACUGGGUUAGCAGGGGCUAGUGAGGGACAGUCCGUGGUGCCGCAGGGCGCUGAAGGAGUGGAUGUAGGGCCUGAAACAGAGAUAGAGGGUUCCGAGGUGCAGAAGGGCUUGGGGCACCGCUCGGGGGAGGAUUUGCCUCGUAGUUUCAAAGGGUCCCCUGUAGUGUCCGAGGCAGAAAGGGUAGGUGAGGGGAUGCGUAGGCCUCAGAGGAGUCGGAAACCCCCAGAGAGAUUGGCCUACAUGAUACCCGGGGAACAAGGUCUGAUCUCCACUGUGUUGGGGAGUCAUAUCACUGCUUUCUGCACGUGGAUUGGGCUGUGCGUUCUGCGGGAAGGGAUGGCGAAUUAUCUGAGUAUCAUGAGGGCAUGACUUAUUUCGGUGGGGCGGGGUGGAAUGUUGGGCUCUCAAUAUGCUAGGUGAAUGCACUGCCUCUACAAUCUCUCAGCACCAAUCUCAAACUUGCCAUCAAAGUGCUGCUGUUGUAGAGUAACACAUCUUCAUGCUGCACCUUGAAGAAACAUAGAAACAUAGAAAAUAGGUGCAGGAGUAGGCCAUUCGGCCCUUCGAGCCUGCACUGCUAUUUAUUAUGAUCAUGGCUGAUCAUCCAACUCAGAACCCUGCACUAGCCUUCCCUCCAUACCCCCUGAUCCCCGUAGCCACAAGGGCCAUAUCUAACUCCCUCUUAAAUAUAGCCAAUGAACUGGCCUCAACAGUUCCCUGUGGCAGAGAAUUCCACAGAUUCACCACUCUAUGUGUGAAGAAACUAUAUUCAUUUGUUAGCCAAUGGAAGUCCUGUUCUGUUAUCUUGUAUAUGUGUGCUGAGUUCAGGAGCGCAGGCAUUUUCGCGAGGCGAGCGGAGAGGACGGACGUGCGGGGAACGGACAGCGGUUCCAGGGCGGUAGAUACCGGACCUCGGGGGUUCGGAUGGUGGCUGGAUUCUUGGAAGGACGUUGUGGAUGGAAUCAGAGGCGUGAGCUCCAACGUAUUAAUAUAUUAUGUGCACAAGACUGAUAAGUUACUUAUGUGGCGCCUUUUCUUUUAGUUGUUGCUACACCAAAAUUUACUAUAAAGUAUAAUUCUUUA